AUGGUUCUGGUAAUACGUGGAAGGAAGUUGAGACUAUUGCUCUUUGGUGCCGUGAUAUCUGUUGCGGUACUAGUGUUAACUAAGUCAUAUUCACCAAGUGUUUACCAAAGAAUAGAUCCGUUUAACUCUGAUCCGAAAGACGCGACAGAUCCAAACAAUGCUAAGGUGGAUGGAAAGCCAAUAGUCGUGGGUACAGUGGAUAAGAAGGCAUCACAUAAGUUCUGGGAAUUAGUCUUCACGAAUAUUGCUAGAAAUCAAAUCAAAGUCGAUGAUCCCAACGAAGCUAUCAGAUACCUACCCAGAGAGAAACAUAUGGAAGGGCUCUCCAAAGAAGCCUUACUAUCAAAGGCCGAGAUACUUCCAGAAACAAUCAAGGAAUUUAAAACGAAACACACAAACUACGUCAACUCAUUACCUGAAAAGUUGGACGCUUCACUUUAUGUUCCCGGUACCACAGGUAUCGUGAUGGUUGGUGGUGGACGAUUUUCGUGGCUAUCUUACCUAUCGUUAGUAAGUUUACGAGGAGCAGGGUCAAAUUUACCCGUGGAAAUAGUCAUGCCAACUUUAAUGGACUUUGAGAAUGAAAGAGAUUUUUGUGCUUCAACUCUUCCAGCUUUGAAUGCUAAAUGUGUUGUAUUACCUGAUAGUUUAGGUGCCACUGUGAUGACACGGUAUAAGUUUCAUAACUACCAGUUUAAAACGUUGGCUGUAUUAGUCUCCUCUUUCCAGAAUGUAUUGUUGUUGGAUUCUGACAAUGUAAUGGUUCAAAGUCCAGAUGCAUUCAUGAAUAGUAAGAUGUUCCAUGAAAAUGGUUUAAUAACUUGGCCAGAUUACUGGCAACGUACCAUAUCCCCUACUUUUUAUGAUAUUGCAGGGAUAAAAGUGAACGAAAGAAAGAGAGUCAGAUACAAUAGAUUCCCUCUUCAGGUUGAAUCUGACAAAGAUAACUUGUCUGAAGAAGAAGCGAAAACUGCGAACUUUCACGAGCUCGAAGGUUCCAUUCCAAAUUUGUCAACUGAAUCUGGUCAGCUUGCUGUCAACAAGGUUACACAUGGUAGGACGUUACUUUUAUCGUUGUAUUACAAUGUUUAUGGUCCUAAACUAUAUUAUAAGAUGUUAUCAUUAGGAGAACAAGGAGAAGGGGACAAGGAUACAUUUCUUGCUGCGGCAGUAAGGUUGGGAGAGCCCUUCUAUCAAAUUAAGUCAUACAUUAGAACUUGGGGUUACGCUGACGUUGAUGGGAAAUUCCAGGGGGUUGCCAUGGCCCAGAAAGACCCUAUGAAAGAUUUCGAAUUGCACCACGAGAAGAUUGUAAAGCCGCUUUCUAAAGGAGAGUUAUCUGGCAAACUGAUAGAUGAUCAAAUAUCCUACUUGAAGGAUAUCGGGAAGGAAGUUUUUGGCGAACAUAGUCAAUCUCCUAUUUGGACAGUUCACUGCAAUUAUCCUAAAUUGGACCCUCUUGACUAUAUACUGAAACCUUCCAUAUAUGAUGCUAAGGAAAAUAGAUUAAAAUAUCGAUUAUAUGGGACAUUAAAGUAUACCGCGUUAAAUAGAGCGGGACAAGAGGUUGAAGUUGACUUUGAAUUAGAACAAUGGAAGAAUAUGGAGAAGAUUAUUUGUAAAAACAAGAUAUCAUUUAUCCAUUUGUCAAAGUUCAAAGGGAACCUUUGUGAAUUUGUGAAGAAUCAAGUUGAAUGGUUGUCAAAGAAUCCCAUUAUGUCAAAUUAG
This is a messenger RNA of Lizanozyma spartinae, 1728 nucleotides long. RefSeq names its product Mnn23p (gene MNN23). Gene Ontology annotation, biological process: mannan biosynthetic process. Bases 1 to 1728 code for a protein of 575 amino acids. The record is from RefSeq and is a predicted model, not a curated record. NCBI's taxonomy places the organism in Eukaryota, Fungi, Ascomycota, Pichiomycetes, Serinales, Debaryomycetaceae. Gene Ontology annotation, molecular function: alpha-1,2-mannosyltransferase activity. Gene Ontology annotation, cellular component: Golgi apparatus. The transcript has a single exon.